Molecule: messenger RNA, 1885 nt
Organism: Nicotiana attenuata
Lineage: Eukaryota; Viridiplantae; Streptophyta; Magnoliopsida; Solanales; Solanaceae
Product: nudix hydrolase 18, mitochondrial-like
Exons: 4
Coding region: 302-1189 (295 amino acids)
Cellular component (GO): nucleus; cytoplasm
Molecular function (GO): pyrophosphatase activity
Source: RefSeq, a predicted model, not a curated record
AUUAAAAGGAGUGGACACACAGAGUUGUAGCAGAGCUUCCCAUUAUAUUAUCCACACGCAUAGAAAAUACUAAAAUCUGUCUCUUCUCUUUGUAUUUUUAGCUUCUUGAAAUUAUUAAGGAAGCUGAUCUACUCCCAGAAAAUAUAUACUCUUUUUCCUGUUUUAUAAACUAGAUACAGACUAAUUCCAACUGGGUUUUCUUUUUCUUUUUCUCUCUCACCUUAACGACCCUAAUUUGUGGUAUAUAUAUUUAUAUAUUGGUAUAUAUAUUCCAUCUCCUUUUUUGUGGAGUUCUUUUGAUAUGGCAAUGACGAAGACCUUGUCUAUGAUCUCACGAACUGGAAGAGAUUUGCAGAGAUAUAAUGAUGGCUGUCGUCAAGUUGUUGGAUGCAUUCCGUACAGAUACAGAAAAACCAACCAAUUAUCUACAGUUCAAAGGACCCAAAUUGAUGAUUUGGAAUUUUUAUUGAUCAGCUCACAGAAAAGUCCAAGAUGGAUGUUUCCUAAGGGUGGUUGGGAAACUGAUGAGGCAUUAGAAGAUGCAGCUUUAAGAGAGACUUUUGAGGAAUCUGGGGUUAUUGGUGAGGUUGAGGUUCAAGAAUUUUUAGGUACUUGGAGUUUCAAGAGCAAAAGCCAAGGCACAUUUCAUGAGGGACACAUGUUUCCUUUGCUUGUCACUGAUGAACUUGAUGAUUGGCCUGAGAAAACUGUCCGAAAACGCCUAUGGUUGAAAUUUAGUGAAGCAAGGGAAGUAUGUUGGCAUUCUUGGAUGAAGGAAGCUUUAGAUGUCUUUGCUUCUAAGCUUACAAAGAGAAACAAAGAAGAAGAAGAGCCUCGGACUUGUGCUUUCGAUGAAUUGUCCUAUGAACAGACAAUUGCUGCUGUAUCUAAUUCUAACCCAAUGUUUUGUGAAGAACCAAGAAUCAGCAAUGAAGCUAAUGAUUUGAACUGUGAAGAGCUGAGAAUUAGCCUUGUAGCUAAGCCUUCUGUAGGUAAGCUAAUGUUCAAUCAAGAAUCGAGAACAAAGCCGUUGUUCAAUGAAAUUAGUAAUGUAGCCAACUCAAUGUUCAGUGAAGAAGCAACAAUGAGCACUAAAGCCCAGAAGAUGUUCAAUGAAGAGCUGGGAAAUAGCCAUGUAACUCCAAUGUUUGGUGAAGGUAAAAGAAUAAGCAUUGCUGCUUUCAGCUAGCAGACAAAUGAAGGAAAAACCUCAAGACUUUUAAGAACAAUGGACGAGGAACCACGGAUGCCUAUCCAGCCGAAUUCUCGACGAGGUGGGGGCCAAGAAUCAACAUAAUAUAAAGGAGAAAGAAAGAGCCUUGGAACCUCGUUAAGAGAAAUUUUGGUGGCGUAGAGUGCAGGAAUUGGCGUUGUACCGCACAAUCUGCAAAAGAAAGGAAAAAUAGCCUUUUGAUGCGGUUACAAGCAGCAGUAUUAUGGACCAAAGAAAAGAACCCUUUAAUCCCUGCCUGGUCGAAUUCUCAUAUUGUCAGCUUUAACCAGAUCUGCGUACACACUACCUCCCCAGACCCCACUAGUGGGAUUUCACUGAGUCGUUGUUGCUUUAACCAGAUAUAAGCAGAUGAUCUGGAGAGCAACGUAAUCCGGUUUCUCAAACUCCAGAUAUAGGUUAUGCUUGAUAACAGUGUUCAGAUGAAGUAAAGAGAGGACAUGAGAUCUUUCAGGAUAGAGAGAUUUAGAGGUUAAUUUCAAAAGUUUCUAACUUCAUUCUUUAAUUCUUUCAUACUCAUUCAUUCUUUGUUAGCUUUUUCUUACUUAGUCGAAUCGAAUAAAUGUACAUCGGCAAUCGUCUGAUUGUGUGUAAAUAACACCAGAAUUGAAAGAAAUACUGUGUCUUUCCUUUGGCAUUACAAAUUCUUCUCUA